AUGUACACCAAGGUCUUAGUCUUCUUGUGUGCCGCUGGAAUUGCGGCCGCCGGUAACCUUCUCCACGCACCAGUUGCUUACAGUUCCGCCCCGGCCGUGUCUUCUGUGUCGUACUCUACUCACGCGGCACCAAUAACAUACGCCGCUGCACCAGCACUGACCACUUACUCCGCAUCGCCCAUCGUCACAAAAACUCUGGCUCCAUCCGUGUCCUACCAAUCGAUUUCCACCCACUCAGCACCGGCACUCUACGCUAAGACCCUCGCAGCUCCCGCCGUCGCUACAUACGCCGCGCCUGUGGUAGCCAAAUCAGUUUCCUCCUAUGAAACCAUUUCUUCUCACUCUGGUCCCCUUACCUAUGCGUCAUCCGCCCCACUCUUAACAAAGACUUAUGCCGCUGCCCCCGUGAUUUCCAAGACCAUCUCUCCGGCUGUAUCUUACUCUUCUGUCUCUCAUACCCCAGUGUCAUAUGCGAGCCCGUUGGUGACUAAAACUUACUCUGCUGGCCCUCUCAUCGCGAAGUCUUACUCGCCCGCAGUCUCCUACUCUUCAGUCUCCUCUCAUUCUGCACCAGUUGCGUAUUCCGCUGGCCCAUUGCUGACGAAGACUAUCGCCGCACCAGCCGUCGCCACAUAUGCCGCACCUGCCUACUCCACAUACUCAGCUGUGCCAGCUCUCAAGACCGCCGUUACGUACUCCGCAGCGCCCGCCGUCUCUCACGUCACUUACACAGGCUUGGGCGCCAGCUACGGCUGG
Molecule: messenger RNA, 756 nt
Organism: Iphiclides podalirius (scarce swallowtail)
Lineage: Eukaryota; Metazoa; Arthropoda; Insecta; Lepidoptera; Papilionidae
Source: the annotation of a GenBank genome assembly